Messenger RNA from Racocetra persica, 944 nucleotides. Lineage: Eukaryota; Fungi; Glomeromycota; Glomeromycetes; Diversisporales; Gigasporaceae. The record is from the annotation of a GenBank genome assembly.
CUGUAUAAUGUAUAACGAAGAAAGCUCGCCAAAUAUUAAUUAUAAUCUAUCUAUGGAAAGGACUGUAGGCUUUGCUCAAAAUCAAACUAAUAUAAAUUUGCUAAAUAUUUAUGAUAGUCCAUUCAUAGAUAGGUCCGCAAGCUUUACUCAAAGUCAUGAAGAUCAAACUAAUAAUAGUUUAUCUACAGAAUGGUCUUUGGACUUGACUCGAGAUUCAACUAAUACAAAAUGGUCCACAGGGUUUACGAAUAACAUUCUGUUUAUCGAAUGGAAUGCUGUUUUUACACAAAAUCAAGCUAACGCAAGUUCACUAAAUAUUUACAAUAAUUUGACUAUAGAAUCAUCCACAGGCAUAAGUCAAAAAGAUCAAACUAAUACAACUUUGCCAAAUAUUUAUGGUGCAGGAAUUACUCAACCUUGUGAUGAACAAAUUAACACAUUACAGCAACAAUUUAAUGUAAAAUCAGUCAAAAAAAAUGAACAUCCAGUUUCACUUGUUUCUAGAUAUAAAAGAAAUCCAAAAUGCAAGAAAUGUAAUAUUAGAAAAAUUCAUUAUGAUGAAAAUUCCAAUCAAUGUAAAGAUUGUUAUCGGGCCUCAUUACGAGCCUUAAGUAGCAAUAAAUUAAUAGACAAUUUUAUUGAAUCAACACAAACUUUUAUUCAAAAUUCCAAUUUUCCACAAGAUUUAGUUAAAUUAAUGGAAAGUUGCUGGCAUUCAGAUCCAGAAAAAAGAUGGCAUAAUAAUAAUAGUAUUGAUUUCAACCUUAAAGAGCUUAUUAAAAAAGCAGAAAGAGGAGAAAUAAAAUUUCCGGAAAAUAAAGAUACAAGUUUUGUAUCAACCAAAAUAAAUGAUCAAGCAAUAUAUUCUAGUCGAUCAUUAAAUCUAUUAAUUAGUAAAGCAUUAACUUUACAACGUAUGAAAUUAAGUAACAAUAUAAUUACAG